GAUGACCGACGACGUGUCCUAAACCAAGCACUUAGCUUUAGACUGUCCCAUUGUCUCUUUAUUGUAAACACAUUGAACCUAUUUGGUUCAGUUUAGCGUCUGCGUGAGUUUGAAAUGAUGAUGACUGUGUGAGUGUGAGAGGAAGCAUGUUUGUUAUCUCCCCGUCUCAGACCCUUGUUGUUGUUCUGUGAUGUGAAGAAGGAACAUCACAAGAUUAUUAUGAUGGUUAAAAACAGGUGGUUACUGAGUGCCACCGAGUGACUCGACCCGGUCCCAAACCAUCCUGAACUGUGUCUACAGCGUCAUGGUACCUUUGCACAAUGACGUCACUCAACGCACAGCUGUCUGUCUGUCUGUCUGUCUGUCCGUCCAUCCGUCCCAGGUCUUUGAUAUAUUCAUUGCAGGCAUCGAGGAAAAUCCCAUAAUCACCCCUUAAUACUGCUGUACUCAGGCCAGUGAAGACAUUCAGGCGGGUCUGGACUGUGGGUCUGGGCUGAAGCGGGUCUGGGCAGCACAGUUGAGUCUGAGUUAAACAUUCACAAAGUAAUGAUUAGAAAUCCGAGGUCAUGCUGGACGACGACCUCCAGCAGAUUAAUGAUUACACCUCUCAGCCUGUGCUGUGACAGAGUGACCCCCUCAGUGUUUGUGAGUGAGUGAACAAUCAUGUCAGGACAGCGCGUGUGUGUGUCGGACUUUGAAGACGAAGCCAGAAAAGUUCUUCCUAAAUCUGUGUUUGAUUAUUACCGAUCAGGAGCUGACCAACAACACACACUGACUGACAAUGUGGCUGCUUUCAACAGGUGGCAUCUUCUCCCUCGCGUGUUGAGGGACGUGUCCACGGUGGACAUGAGUGUCUCUGUGCUCGGUCACAGGCUCAGCAUGCCUGUGUGUGUCGCUGCCACAGCGAUGCAGAGGAUGGCUCAUCCAGAGGGAGAGACAGCGACAGCGAGAGCAUGCCGAGCUGUGGGAACAGGGAUGAUGUUGAGCUCUUGGGCCACGUCCACCAUCGAGGAAGUCAUGUCAGCAAUGACGAGCUCAGCAGGCGGAGCGGUCCUGUGGCUGCAGCUCUACAUCUACAAGGACCGAGAGCUCACACUGUCACUGGUACGCCGUGCAGAAGAGGCGGGCUAUAAGGCCAUCUUUGUUACCGUGGAUACGCCCUACUUAGGGAGAAGACUGGAUGACAUGAGGAACCGUUUUAAACUCCCCUCACACCUGAGUAUGUCUAACUUUACAUCAGCCUCCCUGGCGUUCUCUGAGGGAAACUAUGGCGACGACAGUGGUUUGGCUGUUUAUGUGGCUAAAGCCAUCGAUCCCACUCUCUGCUGGGACGACAUCACCUGGCUGAAGAAACACACACAUCUACCUGUGAUUGUCAAAGGAAUCCUGAAUGGUGAGGAUGCUGUCCAGGCCGUGAACCGUGGGGUCAGUGGAAUCCUCGUGUCCAAUCACGGAGCGCGGCAACUGGAUGGAGUUCCUGCCACGCUGGACGUGCUGGAGGAGGUGGUGAAGUCAGUGGACGGUCGAUGUGAAGUCUACAUGGACGGAGGAGUGAGACGGGGGACAGACGUCCUCAAGGCCUUAGCUCUGGGAGCGAAGGCUGUGUUCAUCGGUCGACCGGUGCUGUGGGGCCUUUCCUGUCAGGGGGAGCAGGGAGUGACUAAGGUCCUUGAACUUGUAAAAGAGGAGCUGCGACUGGCUAUGGCACUGUCAGGUUGUCGCAGUGUAUCUGAGGUGAGCAGGUCUCUGGUCAGGAGAACUGAGUUCAGCUCCAGGAUGUAAAAGAAGAAUCUGCAGCUGAUCCCUUGUUGAUAUGUCACGUAGUGGAUUGUAGAAGUUUUGUUUUUCAACUUCCUGUCUUAUGGUCUGCAUGUAUACAACACUCUUGUAGUCUUCAUGACCAUUCAACCAUUCACACCAUUCACUCACACAUGUAGGCAUGCAGAUUAACCCUCAACCUUCCAAAUUAAACUGUAUCCACCACUGAUA
Solea senegalensis (Senegalese sole) is the source of this 1989-nucleotide messenger RNA. RefSeq names its product hydroxyacid oxidase (glycolate oxidase) 1 (gene hao1). Bases 664 to 1782 code for a protein of 372 amino acids. Gene Ontology annotation, molecular function: oxidoreductase activity; FMN binding. The record is from RefSeq and is a predicted model, not a curated record. The transcript has 8 exons. NCBI's taxonomy places the organism in Eukaryota, Metazoa, Chordata, Actinopteri, Pleuronectiformes, Soleidae.